Messenger RNA from Diospyros lotus (date-plum), 2402 nucleotides. RefSeq lists its product as uncharacterized. Gene Ontology annotation, cellular component: nucleus; ribonucleoprotein complex; cytosol. The coding region runs from base 177 to 1895 and encodes 572 amino acids. The record is from RefSeq and is a predicted model, not a curated record. Gene Ontology annotation, molecular function: poly(A) binding; mRNA 3'-UTR binding; poly(U) RNA binding. Lineage: Eukaryota; Viridiplantae; Streptophyta; Magnoliopsida; Ericales; Ebenaceae. The transcript is spliced from 8 exons.
CAUUUUCCAGUCCCAAACGCUGUCGUUUCGUAACAGGCCGCGAGUAUGCCACUCCAGCACCCUCGAGCGGGAAAUAUAAUUACCGUACCCCACACGUAUCGUCGGUUAUAACAAACACACUCACUCGAUUGCGCGCGCUUCCUCCCCCUCUCUCUCUUGAACUCGGAAAGUUCACAAUGGCGGCACGACCGGUGGCUUCGCCUCCAUCAAUGGCAUUGUGGAUGGCAUCGCUGCAAUCUGAGAAUGCCCUCCAGGCGUCGCUCUACGUCGGAGACCUUGACCCAGAAGUGACGGCGGCCGACCUCGUGGAAGCUUUUCGUCCGGUGGGUCCAUUGGCCUCUGUUCGACUCUGCCGAGACCAGAUUUCCCGCCGCUCUCUUGGUUACGGCUACGUCAACUUCUUCUCUCCAUCUGAUGCUUGUAAGGCUCUGACUUCUCUGAAUCACACUGAACUUAAGGGAAAAACAAUGAGAAUAAUGUGGUGCCAAAGAGACCCUAUUGCAAGAAAGACUGGUAUUGGCAAUCUCUUUGUCAAAAACCUUGCCCCUUCUAUCACCAGUGCUCUGUUGCAGGAGAUUUUUGGCAGAUUUGGAUGUAUACUUUCUUGCAAGGUGGCCGAGGAACAUGGGAAGAGCAAGGGUUUUGGGUUUGUUCAGUUCAAGUCAGAAAAUUCAGCCAUGGCUGCUCUUAGGUCUCUCCAUGGUACCAUGCUUGAAGGGAAAGAACUAUAUGUGUCCAAGUUUCUCAAGAAAACUGAGAGGAAGUAUAUCCUUGAAGAACCAAAAUUUACAAAUCUAUAUGUGGAAAAUCUGGAUGACAAUGUGACACAGGAUGCCCUUCGAGAUAAGUUUUCUGAAUGUGGGAAGGUCAACAGUGUCUUCAUCAUGACAGAUGCUGAGGGAAAAUCAAAGGGUUCUGGAUUUGUCAACUUUGAGUCACACGAAGAUGCUAAGAAGGCUUUGGAGGCCUUAAAUGGUGCAUUACUAGGAUCAGAGAAGCUGGUUGUUAGGAAGGCUCAGAAGAAAUCUGAAGGUGAAGAGCCUCUAAAACAUGAACCCGGGACAGUAAAUAAUCACACUGAAAGGGUAAGGGCUUCAAAUCUGUAUGUGAAGAAUAUCGAUACAUCAAUUGAUGAUGUAAAAUUAGAAGAAAUGUUCACUGAUUUUGGGAAGGUCACUUCUGCAAAAGUGAUGCAACAUGAUAAUGGGAAUAGUAAGGGAUUUGGCUUUGUGAGUUUCUCCACUUCUGAAGAAGCAAAGAAGGCUUUGGAUGCACUUAAUGGAAAGAUUGUCCAAGGAAGGGUUUUAUAUGUGGCUAUAGCUCAAAGUAAAGAAGAACGCCAGCAGAAGUUCUAUCCACAGUCCCAUCUGCAGUAUUUCUCUGCUUCUAAUUCAAAUAAUCCUAGCCCCAAAUUCCAUCCAUCUUUUUACAGCUUCCCUCCUUCUCCCAUGGAUAGUCCUCUAUCAAGCAUAAAUUCAAGUCAAUAUAUGAUGCAUCCACAUUUUUGUAGAACUGAGGGUGCACCGUAUACCUAUAUCCCACUGAGUUACCAAAAAAGUGCUUCCACAUAUACUCCUGUAGGACACUCACAAAUGGGGACCUAUAUUGACCAUUUUUGCCAAUUUCCAAUUGAAUAUCCCAACCCGGUGUCUACUAAAGAGCUCAAUUAUAGUAAUUGCACGCAUCAAAAAAAUAUAAAUGUUGCAGAAGCUUCCUCCAAUGCAUCAUCGGUGGCUCCUAGAGGUCUCACUCCAGUUUCAUUCCUUGGAAACUCCAACAAGAACAUUGGGAAACUUCUUUACCCUCUGUUUGAGAAGUUUCAGCAGCCUGUGCAAGCAACAAUGGUAGCUCGCCAAAAUCCUUGGCAAGGCAAGUUGAAAAAGCUGCCCAACUGAUGAAAGAUCAGUGCAAAUUUUUGGACCAUUGCAGAUGGGUGUAUUAUGCAGCCACUCAAGUUUAUGUGCUCCUAGCCACUGGUCAUAUGAACCUACCAUGCCUACUACUACUACAAAGCCUGAAACACAAGUCUUUUAGAUCUUAUUCAUUAGUGAUACAAGCCUUUUCUUAUCUGUUCAUAGUGCGAGAUGUAUAAAAGAGGUUUUGGAUUGACUUUUAUACCUGAUUUGCAUACAACACUAAAAAACAAAUUUGAGUACUCCAACUUUCUCAUUCCUCCUCCAUUUAUCAAGCUUGUUCUAUAAGCAUCAACUCUUGACUGUGGGAAGAUAGUUUUUCACCCGUGCAUUUCUUAGCCAUUUUGGACUCUUGAAAGUCCUUAUUACACAAUAAACACAUGCAACAAUACAUCACACAAACCUUUAUCUCUCCUAUGAACUAAGGAUGGGAAAAUUAAGUAUUACGGAGAGUCUUGUGGCCUAGCAUGCAUCAAUGUAGAGAAUUUA